Messenger RNA from Zootoca vivipara (common lizard), 2396 nucleotides. It is a transcript of the gene SMIM28, whose product is annotated as small integral membrane protein 28. NCBI's taxonomy places the organism in Eukaryota, Metazoa, Chordata, Lepidosauria, Squamata, Lacertidae. The record is from RefSeq and is a predicted model, not a curated record.
UACCUGAUGCCAGCUUUCUGGUAAUGUAGGCCACUGAAGCAAAUCCAGAGAGAUUGAGUUGGAAGACAGGAGGAGCAUCUGAGAUUCAUUUGGUUACUGUGCUACCUCUCUCUCUCUCUCUCUCUCUCUCUCUCUCUCUCUCUCUCUCUCUCUCUCUCUCUCUCUCUCUCUCGUUGUUGCUUCCACCCAUGAAGAAUUUCAAAAUGGGUUUCAGCUGAGACAUUCCCAGUUGUGUCAAGAGUAAGGAGAAGGGGCAGCGUUUAAGAGAGACCAAAUAGCAAGGACCUAAACUGAAGCGGAACAUCGAGGAACAUCCAUGAAAGCAUGAGGUGGCUCUUAGACAGCAGCUGGAAGAAAUUUGGACACGCGGACAGAGGAAACUAUGACUGGUUAACUAGUGAGCCAGGUGUCCCAUUGCUGGAAACACAGCUACAGAGUCAGCACAAAACAAGCUCAACCAAAGAAGAUAUUGAACCGUUCUUAUGCAUCAUCCUGCCGGCUACCAUGAUGCUCUUUCUGGCAUUCCUGUUGCUCUUCCUUUACAGACGCUGCCGACGUCGCAACCCUCAGGCUCAGAUCUUCAGCAUUGACCUCCCAGAGUCCCUUCCAGAGCAUGAAGUGACUGACUUCCUCUCAGUGCUGCCCUGGAGCAGUGAGCAGAGUUUUCAUUACUCCACUCUCCUCCCUGAAACUGCCUUUCUCACUGUAUGCUUGCCUCCGUCAUAUGAGGAGGCCACCAUGAAAUCCUCAAUGGAAGAGGACCACAUCCAGCUCUUUCAAGAUCCAGUGCCUCCUUACGAAGAGACAAAGCAGCAGUAAAACCUAUUGAAAUACCUGUGGCUGCAGUUCUCGUGGUUUAAAAGAAGGGGAGGGAAACUCCAAACAAGGGAACAGCUACAAUCACAAAGGAACUUUGACUGGUUAAUAUGCUUAAUUAUUCCAUCUUUAAACGGCACAGAAAACAAAACAAAAAACUCUACAAGAUUGCUGUGUAGGAGAAAAUUAAUGCUGUACCUCAGAUUUUUCACUUUUGACAUAAGCAAAGGUGUUUGGGAAGGCUAAGUCUGAGCAAUGUGGACUGUAGCAGCUGUGGUAAAAAACAAUUAUGCUGGAGAUUUUUUUACACACAGACACACACACACCAAUAACUGAAAGGGCUUUAACGUUGUUGUUGUUGUUGUUUUUAAAUGCACUAACUUGUUGAAGAUUUUAACGAAUAGUCAAAAGUCAAAAUACAGACUGCAAUGACAAUUAACAUGAAUCCGAAAAGUGAGGGCUGAAGGUGCCUAUUUACCAGUUAAUACCAUCAUUAUGUUUGGCAGUGGGCUACUAUUAUGCUACAGGCCUUCCAUUGUUCUUCUGACAGCUGUGAAGUCUGAAUACAAGUAAAAGUGACCCAAAAAGGUCCAGCCCUUCUAUGGAAGACAGACUUGUGGCAAGUAAUGACACAACAAUGCAGCAAUGUGAUAGGAUCUACAGAGUGUACAGAACGAUUUCACAAUGUUUUAUACUUUCAAUUAAAGAAUACACAAGUCAUGUAACCAUUCAGCUAUGAGUGUAAGGUGGACUAAAUCUAGCUAAAUAAUAAAAUAAAGUUUUUCUUUUGGGGGGGGGGUUAAUCACCUUUUAGUUUGCUUCUGCUCCCCACCCCCUUUCAAACAAUGAGUCCUGCACUGGGAGAAAGGCAGGACAUAAUAUAUCUCUGUCUGCAUAGGGAUAGAUGGUAAGCAUAGAAACAUAAACCGUAUAACUCAUCCGAUGAUGCUACCAUGCCAGAUAGCUCCCUUUUUGGCUGAAGAGCAGGAUAAAACUCAAAGAAAUGAAAACAAACCUCUGUCAAGAAUAUAUCUGAAUGUGCUGUCGAGGGUGUGUGUGCAGUUAAUUAGGGAGUUGGAUAUGAGGAUAAUUCAGCUUUCAUUGCCAUCAUUAAUGAAUAACAUAUAUUCUCUUUUUCCCUUUAUAAGAAUUUGAAGAAUAAAGUCAGUAUGUUUUAGCAACCAUGUAUUCCCCAUCUCUUGGUCACAUUACACCAGGCAUCCCCGGACUUCGGCCCUCCAGAUGUUUUGGACUACAAUUCCCAUCUUCCCCGACCACUGGUCCUGUUAGCUAGGGAUCAUGGGAGUUGUAGGCCAAAACAUCUGGAGGGCCGCAGUUUGGGGGUGCCUGCAUUACACUCUUAUGUAUUUGCUUUCUUGCCAUUUAAAUUUUUACCCUUUGUGCCAAUCUUCAAUGAAUCAAUCAAUAAUUCUAUUCCUAUGCCACCUUUCCACAGUACAAACCAUGCUCAAGGCAGCCCACAACGUGAAAAAAUACACAAUUAUAACAGAAAAAGUAUUCAUAAGCAAAACAUCAGAAAAUGCACAACCAAUUGGAACAACUUCCAUGAAAAAUCACAA